This is a messenger RNA of Aspergillus luchuensis, 1698 nucleotides long. It is a transcript of the gene MCD1, whose product is annotated as kleisin alpha. The coding region runs from base 1 to 1698 and encodes 565 amino acids. NCBI's taxonomy places the organism in Eukaryota, Fungi, Ascomycota, Eurotiomycetes, Eurotiales, Aspergillaceae. The record is from RefSeq and is a predicted model, not a curated record. The transcript is spliced from 3 exons. Gene Ontology annotation, molecular function: protein binding; chromatin binding. Gene Ontology annotation, cellular component: cohesin complex; synaptonemal complex. Gene Ontology annotation, biological process: synaptonemal complex assembly; replication-born double-strand break repair via sister chromatid exchange; mitotic sister chromatid cohesion.
AUGUUCUAUUCGGAGACCCUGUUGUCAAAGACCGGGCCACUGGCCCGCGUCUGGUUGUCGGCCAACCUGGAGCGCAAGCUUUCCAAGUCGCACAUCUUACAAUCCGACAUUGAAAGUAGUGUCAGUGCGAUCGUGGACCAAGGCCAAGCCCCCAUGGCUUUGCGAUUGAGUGGUCAACUGCUUCUGGGCGUGGUUCGCAUCUACAGCCGCAAAGCGCGCUAUCUGCUGGAUGACUGCAAUGAGGCCUUGAUGAAGAUCAAAAUGGCCUUCCGUUUGACGAACAACAAUGACUUGACCACUACGGUCGUUGCCCCUGGUGGUAUCACCUUGCCCGAUGUGCUGACCGAAUCCGACCUGUUCAUGAAUUUGGACUCCUCCCUCCUGUUGCCGCAAACCCUCAACCUCGAACCUGAGGAACCUGCGCGCCUCGAGGACCACACCCUGGUCGACUUGGAUUUGGGCGAAGAUGAAACACCACUCGGCCACGACUUCAGUAUGGAAGUGGGUCGAGAUGCCCCGGCUCCCCGCCCCGUGGAGGAAGAUCUCUUCAGCGAUGGGGGCAAAUUCAACGAUGUCGACAACUUGCAACUGGACCUUGGCGAAGAUGAUGCUCCCCUGGAUAAGAUGGAUCUGGGUGACGACGCUCUACCCCAUAACCUUCUGCCGACGGAUGACGCCAUGGACCUCGGCGAUGAUCACGAUGAGCCUGCCCUCAACGAUGAUGAAAUCGAGCGCGAGAGUGUCCUGACCGAAAUGGCGAACGAGGAGCUAGACCACCUUGAACAGUCUCAAGCCUUUCAAUUAGACGAGAAUGUCGAAGUUGAAGAAGAUGAUGCAGUUACCGCCAAGCAUGAUCAGCAACAGCAACCGUCAAAGCGCCGCAAGGUCGUUCUCAUGCCACUGGACAAGGAAACCGACCAAAAGGUUAAGGAUGUCAGGGAACAGUACUUGACGCGCGAGGAAAUCAUGAAGCCCUCCUCGUGGCUGCCUCGGGACCCCGUGCUUCUGACUCUGAUGAACAUGCAGAAGAACGGUGAUUUUGUUUCAAAUGUGCUUGGUGCGGGCCGGGGACGUGGCUGGGCUCCGGAAUUACGUGACUUGCUUUCUUUCGAUACCAUCCGGAAGGCGGGUGAGCUGAAGCGGAAGCGCGACAGUGGAAUUGCCGACAUGGAUGUGGAUGCGGCCACUGCGCCGGCCCUGGAGCUUGGCGAAGAAGAGGCCAUUGUGCCGGUCGAUGAGGGAGUUGGUCUUGACUCUACCCUGCUUCAACGCUCCGAAAUCGAGUUCCCCGGUGAUGAGGAGGACCAGGCUCUGCGCCUGAGUGAUGACGAAGGAAUGAACCAACCAUUGGAGGAUAUCGACGACACGGUCGUUGCCGACAGUGGUCCCGUGUCGAUUGGAACGAAGCACGCCGUCCACAUUCUCCGGGAACGCCUGGGUGAAUCUGCAGCCGAGCAGAAGAAGAGCGUGAAGUUCCAGGAUCUGCUGCCGGAGAAGAAGGCAUCCAAGGCGGACGCUACCAAGAUGUUCUUCGAGGUCCUCGUGCUGGCCACCAAGGACGCCGUACAAGUUGAACAACGACCGGAGACUGUGGGUGGACCUCUGAAGAUCCGUGGCAAGCGAGCCCUCUGGGGCUCGUGGGCUGAGGAGGGGGCCAGCGGAGAAGCCGAGCAGCAGCCCGUUGAGGCCACCGCCUAA